AUGGCAUCGCAAAUUUUUGUUCUUUUUGCCAUUUUUGUGUCGUGUCGUCACGUGAACGAAGUUCUUGGUCACGGAAUGGUUUUAGAUCCCGUCGCUCGUGGCUCUCGUUGGCGUUACAACGACUCAGCGCCCCGUAAUUACAACGAUGCCGAGCAAUAUUGCGGCGGAAUGGCAAUUCAAUGGAACCAAAAUGACGGAAAAUGCGGAAUUUGCGGCGAUAAUUUUGCUGACGAGCCUCCGAGGAAACACGAAAUCGGCGGAGAGUUUGGGGAGCCCGUGAUUGUUGAAAAAUACAAAAAAGGAGCAAUUUUGCCGGCAAAAGUUCGUGUUACGGCAAAUCACAAGGGAAAAUUCUGGUUUGAACUGUGCAACAUGGAUUUGGCGAAGGAAGAAACGGAAAGUUGUUUUUCGACGAAAUUACGGACGACGCAAGGGGAGGAAUUUUGGCAGUUGUCUUCGAACGAAAGUCGGGUUUUUGAUGUUGAUUUGCGCGUUCCAGAGGAAAUGACGUGUCAGCAUUGUAUUUUUCGAUGGACAUGGAUGACAGGCAACAAUUGGGGCGAUUGUGGCAAUGGAACAAGUAACGUUGGUUGCGGCAAUCAGGAAACUUUUCGCACAUGUUCAGAUAUUGCAAUUUUUUAG
Molecule: messenger RNA, 642 nt
Organism: Culicoides brevitarsis
Lineage: Eukaryota; Metazoa; Arthropoda; Insecta; Diptera; Ceratopogonidae
Exons: 2
Coding region: 1-642 (213 amino acids)
Source: RefSeq, a predicted model, not a curated record